Leptidea sinapis is the source of this 1610-nucleotide messenger RNA. It is a transcript of the gene tll, whose product is annotated as nuclear receptor subfamily 2 group E member 1. Gene Ontology annotation, molecular function: zinc ion binding; nuclear receptor activity; RNA polymerase II cis-regulatory region sequence-specific DNA binding. The coding region runs from base 43 to 1206 and encodes 387 amino acids. The transcript is spliced from 5 exons. Gene Ontology annotation, biological process: anatomical structure development; cell differentiation; positive regulation of transcription by RNA polymerase II. Lineage: Eukaryota; Metazoa; Arthropoda; Insecta; Lepidoptera; Pieridae. The record is from RefSeq and is a predicted model, not a curated record.
CUUGUGAUAAAGUUAAGCUUUGAUAAGAUUCAUAAGAAAGUGAUGGAUGCAAUAGCUAGUACUUCAAAUCGAAUUUUAUACGACGUUCCUUGUGUCGUCUGCAAAGAUCAUUCUUCGGGUAAGCACUACGGAGUUUUCGCGUGCGAUGGCUGCGCGGGUUUUUUUAAAAGAUCAGUCAGAAGAGACCGCCAAUACGCGUGCAAGGCAAGAAUUCCUGGACUGUGUGUUGUAGAUAAAGCACACAGGAACCAAUGCCGCGCUUGUAGGCUGUCGAAGUGUGUUACUGCCGGAAUGAAUAAGGAUGCCGUCCAACAUGAGAGGGGUCCGCGUAAUUCCACAAUACGAAGACAAAUGGCACUUUAUUUUCGAGAUCCUACCACACCGUCUUCCGAUCUGGGCUUGCAUACACCUUCAGCCUUGGAUUUAGCAACCAAACGCCAUCCCUCUGCGUCUCUUCUGACACAUCCACCACCGCCACCAUCACUGCCACAUUUACCGCUUUACCAUAAUCCUUAUGGAGCCGUAUAUGGGGCCCUCAACUCAUGGUCACCACCCAGACCGCCGUUUUUAGUCAAAGUGCCAUCUCCAUCACAAUUUAAUAUUAACGAAUUCAGCCCACGAACUAUUCAAGAGGUGGCAUCAAAAUUACUGCACGUGAACGUUAACUGGGCCCGUUAUUUGCCAGGAUUCGCAACUCUAUCAUUCUCAGACCGAAUAGCCCUCUUAGAAGAAUCUUGGAAAGACUUGUUUGUAAUAGGCGUUAUACAGUUUCUUUAUCCUAUAACAUUGAGCACUCUGGUUGAUCGCGAUAGAAAUACUAAUUGUGAAGAUGUCGAAGAGUUGCAAGUUAUUCUCAGUGACUUUUAUAAGCUGAAACCAGACAGCAAUGAAUUGGCAUGUCUUCGAGCAGUUGCAUUGCUCAGGUCGCAGUACAUAACAAAACCGGAUGUACGAAAAUUACAAGAUCCAUCUACAAUAGUAUCUAUCUACAACUUUUAUCAAUUUGCGCUAGCACAGUAUGAGAUGAGGAUAUAUCCGUUAGACGUAGCCCGAACGUCCCAUUUCAUUCAGCUUUUGGAUAGAGCAAGAAGUACGCAGACUGCAAUAAUAGUGGAAUUAUUUUUACGUCAUUCAACCGGCAAUGUACCCGUAGAAAAAUUGAUUAACGAUAUGUAUAAUUCUGAAAAGGAAGUGACUUUGCUAUAAUUUAUAAACGACUGAAAUUGCAGAUAUUUACCUGUACAAAUUGAAUAUUAUUCGUGUUUUUAAAGUUAGCUUAGCGCGUACUGCUUCAUACAUUCCUUUUAUAUUGUUAUCCAUUUAUAAGUUCCAUUUAAUUAAUAUAUCAGAACAUCAUUUUUACUGGAAGCAUUUAACUGAAAGUUGUUCCAUUAUAAAAAAAACGGUGCCUUUUUUGUUAGUUUAUUAAAGUCAUCUUUUAUCUUAGUAUAAGUAGUACCUACUUAAGAAGAUAUUAAAUAUAAAUCUCAUCACAAAAUUGGGUCAACAAAGUAUUAUUCCGAAUAAUGUUAAGCUUCUAUUAUAUUAUCCUUUUCGAUCAUAAUAAAUCUUGAUAUUAGAAUUUGUAUUGCCAAUCUGUUAUAAUAUGA